GAUAUGGGUAAAACAAAUGUUCGCUAGCUUUGCUGGGGCUACGGGCGGACAGAAGGCGGGCAGCAGGCAUUCAGGCAGGCAAGCAAGCAGGCAGGCAGGCAGACGGGGAGGUCCUAACAUGCUCUCGGCAGCUGGGCGCAUUAUACCAUGUGACUGAAGACAUGUUAGCUAGCAGCCAUCAUCACUUCACCUACUUCACGUCGUCCUCGGUCGGAUGGUGGAAGGUAAGCCCGCCGACAUGCAACACACACAGCAUUCAACCAUGGACGUGUAGACGACUAACGACUGGAAGCUACUGUAACGCGGCUCUGUUUAACCCAUUCUUCUCGACACAAGGUAGACUGCACAAACACCUCGACGUUUGGCAACAAGUGACAGCAGAGAUUGAACCUGCAUUGGAUUGCAUGAGCACAGGAGACGAAGACCUGAGGUUGACUACUCCCCCAUUGGACCUUGAGGAGGGGGGAGGAGGAGGAAGAAGACAAGGCCACUUCCCUAAAUACCCGGAGUAUGGGGCAAAAAGUCCCAGGUGGCAUUAAAACAAUUGAUAUGCGCGAUCCAGCGUUCAGCCCCCUGAAGCUGGAGCUGCAGGCCUUGAGUCACACCAAGCCUUCUCGACUGGACCUGCUACUGGAUAUGCCGCCAGUAAGCACGGACAUUCAGGUCCAGCACUCGUGGAACAACGAUGACCGCUCGCUCAACAUCUUCGUCAAGGACGAUAACAAGUUGGUUUUCCACAGACACCCAGUGGCGCAGAGCACGGACGCCAUCCGGGGCCGUGUUGGUUAUACACGGGGACUGCAUGUGUGGGAAAUCAGCUGGGCGAUGCGCCAGAGGGGCACGCACGCCGUUGUUGGUGUGGCAACAGUUGACGCGCCGCUGCACUCCGUAGGCUACACUGCACUAGUGGGAAGCGACAGUGAGUCCUGGGGUUGGGACCUAUGCAGGAGUAAACUCUACCAUGACAGCAAGAAUCACUCAGGCAAAGCGUACCCCUGCUUCCUCGAGCCAGAAGACACUUUCAUAAUACCGGACUCCCUCUUAGUAGUUUUGGACAUGGAUGAAGGGACUUUGGGUUACAUAGUGGAUGGCCAUUACCUGGGCGUGGCGUUCAGAGGACUUAAAGGCAGGAAGCUAUACCCAGUGGUGAGCGCUGUGUGGGGACACUGUGAAAUACGUAUCCGGUACAUAAACGGACUUGAUCCUGAACCUCUUUCUCUGAUGGACCUAUGUCGGCGCUCUGUGAGGGUGGCACUAGGAAGAGAACGUCUAGGUGAAAUCCACCGGCUGCCCCUGCCGGCCUUUCUCAAGAACUACCUGCUCUACCAAUGACUGCACUGUCACGUUAGCGUAUGCUUUUUUUCUUGCUUCUCUGGGAUCCUUUGGUUGAACUCGUUUGACAACAUUUCCUUGAUCCUGUUGGACAGAUCCAAGCUCACUGAUGAUUUAGCAAGUAUGCUUAUCUGAUUAGCGACCGGACUCAUUUUUGAGUUUCUAAUUCUAUUUUAACGACUAUUUGCAAUUGUAUUCUAACUUCUUUUUUUUAAUUCAGGAAUUUCUGAGCUCUAUGCACAUACUGAUACAAAAUAUGCCCUUGCAGUCACAGUUUUGGUGCAACGAGUCACUUGUGGUCAGUAUCUCUGUUGACUUCAGCUAGCACUGUCUUUUUAAAAUUCGAUUGCAUUGGAUGGUGAAUCAUACAAUGUUCUGUGUUAUGUGACCACAAGAUGGCAGCACUUGUUGAAAAUGUUACACUGAAAGAAACGUUUUGUUUUUUUUAAAUGUGUUUUUAAGCAGAUCAGGAAACAGGCCUUAGGUAGUAACCACAUCAGUGAGACAGUAAUGUAGCGAGACUUUGAACUCCUGCAGCAGUAAAAGAUGUCUUGUACUCACACUUAAGACAUCUGACAGGAAAUAUGUCAGCAGGCUUGAAAUUGUAUGGAUGUCACUGUGAUUAUUUGUAGCAUGCAUUUGCAAGAAAUGUCCACGGUUGUAUCCAAUUGUUAUUGUUUUCUUUCUAUAGUGUCGUUUUACCCACAUUUUAAACAGGUUGACACAAAGUAGAAACCUGUGUAAGUGACUAGUACAUAUUAGGGCACAGUUGAUAGUUUUUGAAAAGUAUGGCAAAAUUUAUAAAACUGAUAGGGUUUUGCCAAAACAAACGGUAAAUCUUUAAUGUACCUCAUUCAAGGUCUAAGCAGAAAACAAUCCACUAAAGUGCUGCUCUGAUUCUAUAAUACUAGUAAAAAUAUUACGCUUCCAACAUUGUCAAAUGCCAUAUCUGUUAAAUUGAUAAAUGUGCAGCUGUGUUAUCCUCAGUUUGCAUGUGACAUACCUUUCUAUUCCUUUCUUUCUUGCCUUUUUUGCAUUUAAUAAUGUAGACUUGUUUGUAUCUAUUAAAGGUUAUUUCCAUUUA
Nerophis ophidion (straightnose pipefish) is the source of this 2416-nucleotide messenger RNA. RefSeq names its product splA/ryanodine receptor domain and SOCS box containing 1 (gene spsb1). The coding region runs from base 511 to 1332 and encodes 273 amino acids. The transcript has 3 exons. Gene Ontology annotation, biological process: proteasome-mediated ubiquitin-dependent protein catabolic process; intracellular signal transduction. Gene Ontology annotation, molecular function: protein binding. Lineage: Eukaryota; Metazoa; Chordata; Actinopteri; Syngnathiformes; Syngnathidae. The record is from RefSeq and is a predicted model, not a curated record. Gene Ontology annotation, cellular component: SCF ubiquitin ligase complex.